This is a messenger RNA of Erythranthe guttata (spotted monkey flower), 2377 nucleotides long. RefSeq lists its product as uncharacterized. The record is from RefSeq and is a predicted model, not a curated record. NCBI's taxonomy places the organism in Eukaryota, Viridiplantae, Streptophyta, Magnoliopsida, Lamiales, Phrymaceae.
GCUGUGUAUGAGUGAGAUUCAGACCAAAAUUAUUAAACAAAUGAUUAAAAUAUUCAGAAAUAAUAGGGCAAGAAGGUCAAUUUCUGGUCACUGCUCAGUCUUAACAGCUGAGAUUUGCGCCUAAACCACACACCACACGUACUAUUCCCAUUAUUAAUUAUUUAAUUACUAAUCAAACCAUAUUUAAAUUAAACUAAUCUCAAAACUCUGAAAACAACAGCACAGAAAACCCUAACCCAGACAAAAAACUUCAACUUAAACCCCCUUUGUUUAUUCUAACUUAAGAUUCAAAUUACACCACCAAGAACCAUCCAUCCAUCUCUCUCUCUCUCUCUCUCUCUCUCUCUCUCUCUCUCUCUCUCUCUCUCUCUCUCUCUCUCUCGUUAAUAUUUACCUAGAGAUCUUCAACCAUAAUAAGAAGCUGCCACUCACUUUCACUCUUUAAUUUCUCCACACUUUAAAACAGGCCCUCUUUCUCACUCUUCAAUUCUCUCACUCUCUCUCUCUAGACUCUCUCUCUCUCUAGAUAAUAAGUGUAGAAGCUGGCUCCACCAUACUGCUUACUUUCUCUGCUCACAACUUCUUGCCAUAGAUAGCUAUUAACAGAUGUCAAACAUUCAUUUCGAUAUUUCAUAGCUCAAUUUCGAUAUUAAUCAUCACCUUUUUUUUCAAUAAAUACAAUUCUGAAAAAUCUCGCCAGCUUUUUCGAUCAUUUUCUCUCUCCUCUGCAUUUCUUUCAUUCUGCUUCAUUCUAAAUAGAAAUACUACUCAAACCCUAAAUUAUAUAUUGAAAACCCUAGUAAAAUUAUUAUUACAACAACAUGGAUUCAAGAUUGGCUAGAACAACAAUGCCGAAGCAACUGCUGCUCAAAGACUACUUGUUGGACGACGUCGGAUCGUGUUCAUCCAACGGCUUCAAAUCGUUCCCCAGGCGGCAGUACUGCUGCACAGCCGCCGUCCGAUUGAUCCACGACAAGCACCACCACAAGAAGAAAUACCUUAUUUCCAACAACAAGCCAUCCUCGUCGAAACCCUCGGCUUUCCUUCAGCGCGUCGUCGCCGCCGUGAAACGCCGCCCCAUCGCCGCCGCAAAGUCGCCGGAGAAGAAAAUUUCCGGCGGCUACUCGUUCCUGCCGCGGAGUUUCUCCAAGAGAAGUGGAUUAAUAUUCUGGAGGAGGAAGCCGUCGUCGGAUGAUCACGAUCGGAAAGAGAUCAGACGGUGGAAAUCGUUUGAUCAGCUUCUUAAGGAGGAUGCUCAGCCGUCGGAUCGGUCCUCCGACAGGUGGUCGGGGGGCGAUUUAACUGUGUCGGAAAAGUGCUCAGGCGGUGAUUCUUAUGCGGAGGUAAAUUUAAAUUCAAUCCAGAAAAGAAACGACGUCGUAAAGAUGGUUACAGAUAAUGGAGUUGGUGUACUAAACGGUGACGUUUCAAUGGACUCAACUACCAGUAGUGCUGAUACCAAUUCAUCCACCACCACACAGCAGAAGCAAUGGUCAAGUGAUGAGAAGGAACAAUUGAGUCCGGUGUCGGUGCUCGAUUGUCCGUUCGAUGACGAGGAUGAAGUCUCCUCCUCCUCUUUCCAACAUAGACUCGCUCGUAUCGAAGGAGUUAAGAAAACACUUAUGAAAAAGAUCCAAAGGUUCGAAUGCCUAGCCAAACUCGAGCCUGUUGACUUAGCCACGCGCUUCGCACUACAAUCGGACUCGGACAAUGAAUCCACAUCAUCAUUUACUACGGAGGACAAAUCCAUGUCCGAUAUCGAAGAACAAGAAGAAGAAAAAGACGAAAACGAGGCCGAAUACAAAGCCCUGAAAUUGCUUCACCAAAUGCCACCUAAUUAUGACAACCUCAAACUUAUAAAUAAUGCAGAGAAAUUGCUUUUGGAUUUCUUUAGAGAGAGAAUUGGGAGUGGUCAAUGUACUUCAUUGGAGGAAGAGCUACUUGAGGAAGCACAAAAUUGGACCAAUGAUAAGAUGCCACGUGGAGUGUUUCUUGAAUGGGGGGUGCAGAAGAAUAGACAAGCUUAUAUUGAAGACAUGGAAAAAUGUGGGGAAUGGAAAACGUUGGAUCAAGAAAAUGGUGACGUGGCUUUAGAGUUGGAUGAUGAGGUUUUUGAUGCACUUUUGAAUGAGGUUUUGUUAGAAUUUGAGGGGGGAUUUGUGGUAGUAUGAGGAUUACUUUGAGGUUGUUUUGGUCAUUUUAUCAUGCUUUCAGAAAAUGGUUAGGAUGGUUAAGAUUGAUUAGGAGGGUAUAUGAGUCGAGUCGGCUCAGCAGACUUGUGAGCUGACUCGACAAAAGCUCGAGCUCGAAUAAAUAGUUCUCUUAAUUUGGGAUCUCGCCUUGAGAUUACUAUUUUCUUUUCUUUUGGAGAAUGAAU